CGCCCCCUCCCGCCCCGUGCAGGCCCCGCCCCGCCUCCCCCCGCCCCGUCAUGGCGGCUCCGCGCCGCGCCUGGCUCGUCUUCGGCUUCAGCACCGAGGAGGCGGCGGGGGAACUGGGGCCGGGCCCGGGCCCGGGGCCGCGGCGCCUGGAGUCGGGCCCCGAGGGGAUCCGCCGCGUCUGGCCCGCCUGGACCUACGUGGUCGUGGAGACCGGCGCGGGGCUGGAGGUGCGGAGCGCGGGGCUGCGGCGACGGCUGCCGCCGGGCUGGACCGAGGCGCUGCCCUCCGAGACCCACCUGGUGCUGCGGGGACCGGCGGCGGCCCGGGCCUGGCCGCGGGCGGCGGCGCUGCGGGGAGCGCUGCGGGGAGCGGCCGCCUGGAGCCGGGCCCUGCCGGCGCCGGGGCCCCGCCGCCCGCCGCCGCUGCCGCUGCUGCCCGGCGGCUUCGCCACCCCGCGGCCGCCCUUCUUCGCCGCGCUGCCUGGGGGGGUGCGGGUCCGCCGGCUGGCCCUGGGGCAGGAGCACGUCCUGGCGCUGGGCGCCGCCGGGGAGGCCUACGCCUGGGGUGGCGGAAGGCACGGGCAGCUCGGCCAUGGGACCCUGGAGUCAGAGCUGCAGCCGCGGCUGGUGGAGGCGUUGGCCGGUGUGCCAAUGCAGGCGGUGGCGGCUGGCGGGUGGCAUUCGGCCAGCGUUAGCGAGACAGGAGACCUCUACGUGUGGGGCUGGAACGAGUCCGGCCAGCUGGCUCUGCCCUCCAAAGCGCUGGCGGAAGAGCAGGCACAGGACGAGGACCCGGGUGCAGGGCCCGGUCGUUCCCGGGAGCUGAGGGUCGGUUCUUCCCCAGGGGAUGCUGAGCUGACGCCCCACCAGGAGCAGCUGGCUGCUGAGGACACCGCAUUCAUUUCCAUCCAGGCGUUCCCGGCAUUGCUGGAUCUGCCACAGGACCUGGAGGUCAGCAAGGAGGUGGCGAGCUCUACACCUGGGGCUGGGGUAAAUACGGGCAGUUGGGACACAAGGACAAUGCCAGCUCUGACCAGCCACGCCGCAUUGAGUACCUGGUAGCCGAGGGGUUGCAGGCAGAGGAGGUGGUGUGUGGGCCCUGGACCACCUACAUCUGUGUGCUGGAGCCAUGAGAGCGCCAAAGCCCCCCACUGCUGCAGUGAGGAAGACACAGGCAAGCUCUGCUCCUGCGUGCCUGCUGCUAGGACCAGCCCCAGCACCACUCUGCCCUCAGAGAUGGGGCAGGCAAUGCGCCAAGACAGGAUCUGGCCAGGUUUAGCCCACAGGGAACUGAACUCACACACUGGAACUGGACUGGCACCUGACCCUGCCCAGGCUGCAGCUGCACAAGUGCUGAAGACAACCACGGGAAAGGCUGAACAUAUUUAUUACAUCUACUUUUCAUUACUCUACAUUACAUCUACUUUACUACUCAUUACUCUACAUUUACUUUACUACUUUCAUUACAUCUACAUUACUACCAUAGUAAUGGCUGUGGUGGUGCUUCCUGUUGCAUACAAAAGACUGUCCCAGUCCCAACCCCAGCUAAAAGCUAUGCCCAACCCUCCCCAGCUGCAAGGCCAUACCGGGGGAGCCUUUGGUCACCCCACAGAUACACAAACAGCAGCGGCUAUAUAAACAUAUACGUAUUAUUCCAUUGAACAGUAUAUACAGAGUUACAGAACAAGGGCACAGAACCUGGAGAAUAAAUAACAGCAAGUGGGGGACUGUAGUGAUAACAAGGUGCAAACUAGUCACGAUCAGGGACAGACACAUACAUACAGAGCUUUGUUAACAAAAGUGCAAACGGGCCCCGCAAGCUGUGCCCAGGGCUGUGUCAUACUGCCAAAGCACUCAGCUCCCUGUCCUCUGCUAGAUCAAAGUGCGAGGGAGGGCAGAGGGCAGCACUGGACGGUGCAGACCAGGUCCUGGGGUAGGACAAGCUGGUCUCCUUCCCAAGGGCAGGGAAGAAGGCCUUGUCCCACUGUAGCUCACUUCCUUGCUAGUAAUGUGUGCUCAGGCACUCGCUGCCACAGGCUCUGCGUCUCCACUGCUCGGGGAUGGGGCAGAGGGAGCAGCAGGAUACAAGGGGUCAAGCAAAGUCUGCUAAUGGAACCUGAGCUAGAGCAAGCCCCCACUAAAACAAGCCUGCUGUGAUGUUGAGAAAGGAAGAUGCUUAUGGACAAUAGCUACAGCAAUAUGGAGGGUAAAAAAGCCUCUGACAAAAGGCACUAAAGCCAUAGGUCCUGUCUGUCCCAGAGCAUGCUCAGCAAGGCAGAGCCCCUGUGACUGAGCACCGAUGCUCACCCCAGCCAGCCGGGCUGCAGCAGGAGCCAGCACCCACCCCUGCGCUACCUUAACACAAUCUUUAAUCAUAAACAAUUGCAAGAAUUCCCUAAAUAAAAGCAAGUUUUAAAAAGUG
Harpia harpyja (harpy eagle) is the source of this 2421-nucleotide messenger RNA. RefSeq names its product RCC1 domain containing 1 (gene RCCD1). The record is from RefSeq and is a predicted model, not a curated record. NCBI's taxonomy places the organism in Eukaryota, Metazoa, Chordata, Aves, Accipitriformes, Accipitridae.